Cokeromyces recurvatus is the source of this 1712-nucleotide messenger RNA. RefSeq names its product organic solute transporter Ostalpha-domain-containing protein. Lineage: Eukaryota; Fungi; Mucoromycota; Mucoromycetes; Mucorales; Mucoraceae. Gene Ontology annotation, molecular function: transporter activity. Gene Ontology annotation, biological process: transport. The transcript has 5 exons. Bases 159 to 1490 code for a protein of 443 amino acids. The record is from RefSeq and is a predicted model, not a curated record.
CAUAUUUUUUUUUUCUGUCUAUGUUAAUGAGACUCAAAAAAAAAAAAAAGGAUAGCAUUAAAUAUUAAAAUUCAAGGUUACACCUCCCUUUUAUUUAUUUAUUUAUUAGUAUUAUUUUGCCUUUAUUUCCACAUUUUUAUUUUUAUUUUAUAGAUCUAAUGGAUGAGCAUUGCCCUACAUUAGGUGGAUUAAGCGAAAAUGGAUUUAAUCCAGAAUUUGACUUGAAACAACUUGUAUUAAACCCAAGUAAUUCUAUGCAUGUAUGGGGUUGGUUAACUUCAGGAUUUCUUGUUUUAUGUACAAUCACAAUAGCUUCACAUACAAUCAAUGAACACCUUCAUUAUUACUAUACACCCAAUAUUCAAAGACAUAAAGUAAGAGUCAUAGCUUAUCCUGCAGCCUAUUCAAUUUUAGCUUGGCUUUCUUAUUUAAAAUAUGAUUAUGAAACUGUCAUCUUAUUCUUUGCUCGUCUAUUUGAAUCUUUUGCUGUCUAUAACCUUUAUAUGUGUUUACAGGCCUAUCUUGAACCAUUCAGAAUCAAAAAUGAAGGUAUUAAAGAAUCAAUGAAAACAAAGGUGCUUGGUGUAUAUACCUUAAAUUUAAAAUCCAAAUGGGGACUUCAUUUUAGAGUCAUUACAGAUGUGCUCGUACUACAAUUUCCAAUUUGGAAUAUUUUAGCAGCUUUAAUAUCUAUCUUUACUCAAAUCAAGGGAAUUUAUUGUGACGGACAAUUUAGUCCACAUGGAGCUUAUGUCUAUUUAUCCAUAAUUCAAUUCAUUUCAUUAUCUAUUAUUCUUAUGGCUCUAUUUACUUAUCUUUCUGUUUAUAAUGAUGAAUGGAAAGAAGGACAGAUUAGAGCACAUGGUAUGUUUUGGUGUGUUAAGGGGCCGAUUAUGGUUAUAUUUUAUUUUGGAGAUAUUUUACUCGCUAUUUUAAGUUAUUUUAAUAUCAUCAAGGAUAAACCAGCGGGAACACCAGGUGGGACCUAUUGGACAGCUGCUGCGAUCAAAAAUGGUUACUAUGUCCUCAUCAUUUGUGUUUGUAUGACAGCUGUAGCUAUUUUAAUGCAAAUCUAUUUCGGUGUUGAUGCUAAAGAAUAUGAACAUAACUUGGAUGAAGAUGGUUACUUUGAAGCACUUAAAGAUGGAUUCUUGGCUUAUAUCCCUCAAUUUCUUAUGAAAGUCUUUAGAUGUGGUGAAGAAACAGUCGUAUUGGCAAAGAAACGACAUCGACUUAACAAAAAAGAUAAAAGGAGACUACAACGAACAAGUGAAGAUAAUUUAUUAACAGUUUCAACUCAUUUAGAAGAAUAUCCUCACGAUCCAUCGUCAAGAUCUAUUCAUCACUAUGCAUCAUCACAACAACAACCUACACUACUUCAUUUAAGAGAUAGAAAAGAGUGUAUGGAUCAAUAUGAUAACUCUUUAUCAUUACCACUUGAAAACUUUACCGCCAAUAUCAUCCAUGAUAAACGACAGCAGUCAUCCUAAUAAAGAGUUUGUACCUUUACCUAACGAAACACAAUCACUACUAGUGAGCCAUUCAUAUUCCACCCACCAUCACUACUACUACCCCUAACAACUAGUAUGCAAUCUAGGAUUAUUCAUCAUAUUUCUUUACAAUCUAUGAAUCCAUAUUCAAUUCAUGAAUUCAAUAAUACAAAGAAGUGAAUAAAAAAAAAAGAUUAGCCUGACUUCUUCCCUGCUGCUGCC